Messenger RNA from Hyla sarda, 1381 nucleotides. RefSeq names its product nicotinamide riboside kinase 1 (gene NMRK1). Bases 155 to 1111 code for a protein of 318 amino acids. Gene Ontology annotation, biological process: DNA transposition; DNA integration. The record is from RefSeq and is a predicted model, not a curated record. Gene Ontology annotation, molecular function: DNA binding. Gene Ontology annotation, cellular component: cytoplasm. NCBI's taxonomy places the organism in Eukaryota, Metazoa, Chordata, Amphibia, Anura, Hylidae. The transcript is spliced from 10 exons.
GCCCGGGAUUGGCCCCGCCCAUAUCCACGCAAGCAUCACCGUACUCACUGCCCGCACAUGCGUACACUUACAGCUACUUACAGAACGUAUAUACAGAUGCAGACAAAGGAUAUAUAAAUACAGAAGCAAUCAAUCAGAUUCCAGACUCUUCACCAUGGCCAAGAAAAGAGAGCUGUCCAAGGAUGUCAGGGACAAGAUUGUAGACCUACACAAAGCUGGAAUGGGCUACAGGUCCAUCGCCAAGCAGCUUGGUGAGAAGCUUACAACAAUUGGUGCGAUUAUUCGCAAAUGGAAGAAACACAAAAUAACUGUCAAUUUUCCUCGAUCGGGAUGUCCGUGCAAAAUCUCACCUCCUGGAGUUUCAAUGAUCGUGAGUACGGUGAAGAAUCAGCCCAGAACUACACGAGAGGAUCUUGUGAAUGAGCUCAAGGCAGCUGGGACCAUAGUUACCAAGAAAACAAUUGGUAACACACUACGUCGUGAAGGACAAGUCAGAAUGAAAACUGAAGACGGGCAGGCCAUGAAAACAUUCAUUGUUGGAAUUGGUGGUGUGACAAACGGUGGAAAAACAACACUUGCCGACAAGCUUCUAGAAAUGCUUCCCAACUGCAGUCUUAUCAGCCAGGAUAACUACUUCAAGCCAGAGGCAGAGGUUGCAACAGAUGAAAGAGGAUUCAAGCAGUUUGAUGUGCUCGAGGCCUUAAAAAUGGAAGCAAUGAUGUCAGAUGUGCUUUCUUGGAUCAAACAACAUAGAGAAAUGGAAAAAUCCAAAACAUUUCAAGAAAAAUAUGAAAAGUCUGUACAUUUUUUGAUAAUUGAAGGCUUCCUCCUGUACCACUACACGAAUCUGGAUGAUCUUUUUGACCUGAGGUAUUUUCUAUCUAUUCCAUACGAGGAAUGUAAGAAGAGGAGAAGCACACGGGUUUAUGACCCUCCAGAUCCACCAGGAUAUUUUGAUGGACAUGUGUGGCCCAUGUAUAUAAAGCACAAAGAAGAAAUGGACACGCUUCAAAGGGAAAUAGUUUUCUUAGAUGGUACUAAAACAAAAGAGGAACUUCUCUGUUAUGUGUAUUCUGGCAUUAAAAGAGCUGCUCAUCACUGUACAUCAUAAGGAGUUUCUGAGAAACUGGCGAUCACCAGACAUUAAGAAGCUCGUGUAAAGAUAAAGGUGAUGGUCACACAUGCAGCUUUGGAACGUCCUUUUUUAAUCCCUUGUCUCAAAAUAUAUUCAUAUAGAUGUAUUAGACGUACAAAAGAAAAGCUGCUUGAAUAAAGUAUAAAGACAGGUGGAACUCACCAAUCUUUUUUAUUUCAUAUUCUGUGGGUGUCUAAGCGGUGCAAUAAAACAGAGCAACAACCAGUUCACAUCUUUCUUCCGGCU